Molecule: messenger RNA, 1439 nt
Organism: Gossypium arboreum
Lineage: Eukaryota; Viridiplantae; Streptophyta; Magnoliopsida; Malvales; Malvaceae
Exons: 4
Coding region: 129-965 (278 amino acids)
Molecular function (GO): protein binding
Source: RefSeq, a predicted model, not a curated record
CCAAUUUUAACAAAAUCAGAUAUAUCUAUCUAGUUUUCUAUUUAUAUAUAAAAAACAAAAUUAUGCAUAAUUCCACUUACUGAAUCAAACACGAUAACUUUCAAUAUAAUAAAUAAAUUGAAGCAACUAUGGCUUUUAUAGGCAUUGUUAGUGAUAAACUGAAUGAAGAAAACUACGAGAAUUGGAAGGAAUGUCUGGAAAGCUAUUUGAAAUCGCAGGGGCUUUGGGGCAUAGUGAGUGGAGAAGAAAAGGAACCACCACAAAGUGAUAAAAACCAAUACGAUCUGUGGGUGAAAAACAAUGCCAAGGCAUUGCAUGCCUUGCAAAUCUCAUGCGGGGCUCACACUAUUGCCAAAUUCGGAGGUAACCAAUCAGCCAAAUACCAGUGGGAUCGGUUGGCUGAAAAGUUCCCCGCCCCACUGCCACAAGGCAGUGGCUGCUUGCUCCGUCAAGGGGAAUCAAAUGUCUUCCAAUACGAUAAGCUAUACCGGCAAAUCGAAGAAGGUAAAGUGGAGAAAGUAAAAGAGUUCCUUCGUGAAAACCCUAAUGCCCUGAGAGAAAAGAUUACACUGAAAGAUGACAGGGCGCUUCACGUGGCGGUUAUGGCUGGAAGAACGGACAUUGUGAAGGUAUUGGUGGAGAUGAUGGGAAAAGAGGAGCUGGAAAUGAAAAACGACAUGGGGGAGACAGCCUUUUCCAUUGCUACCAUCAACGAAUCCUGGAAGAUGGUGGAGGACAUGGUGGAGAAGAACAGCAACUUGCUGACGCUGAAGAAUCGGUAUGGGGCGAUCCCAGUGGUUGUGGCUUCGUUGUUCAGUGCCAAAGAUAUGGUUCGUUAUCUUUACCAAAUUACACCAAAGGAAAUACUGAAUCCAGAAACUGAAGAUCGAAGCGGUGCCACACUACUCAAUUCCCUCAUCGCUGAUGGCAUUUUUGGUGAGUUCAUAUUUUUAUGUAUAAUAUAAACAAGUAGAAUUAAUAAUCGCUGAGACAUUAACAAAUGGUUUGGAUUGUUUAUGAUUGGUGCCGGUGAACUGAAUACUGUAGAUUUAGCGAUAAGUCUGGUGAAAACAUAUCCAAAACUUGGGGUUACAGAAGAUAUAAACAAUAAUUACGCCAUUAAGCUGUUGGCCCAUAAACCAUCGGCAUUCAUGAGCAGUAAGAGUUUCGUCUUCUGGAAACGUUGGAUCUAUGACUCUUGUAUAAAGAUAUCAGACAGAGAAUUAGAAGAUGAGAAAAUAAUCAAGGUUGAGUUAAGGAGAGAUUUAGAGAGCAAUACAAUGCAGCAUCAGCCUCCAAGUGAUGUGCAUAGUUCGCUAAUGAAUUUUAUUUGGAAGCUUACAAAACGGUUUGGUAUGCAACAUCUACUUCCUGCAAUAUUUUGAAUUUUGUUGUGAUGUUUUCAUUUUAUAUUAAUACAUAAUCUUUCUGUUUCAAUU